Molecule: messenger RNA, 876 nt
Organism: Ylistrum balloti
Lineage: Eukaryota; Metazoa; Mollusca; Bivalvia; Pectinida; Pectinidae
Product: plasminogen-like
Exons: 4
Coding region: 1-876 (291 amino acids)
Molecular function (GO): endopeptidase activity; signaling receptor binding
Source: RefSeq, a predicted model, not a curated record
AUGGAGGUGAAAGAGAAAUCACAGCCAUCGCGUAAUUGUCAAUUGUUGCCGGUCCCGCAGGGUCACUUCUUAGAAUAUCCAUACUACGGAAGCAGUGCUCGUGGAAGAUACCGUUGCAAGGAUAUCAUAGAUCAACAACCGGUCACCAGCUGUCCACUCGUUCUGUGUAAUGAUUCACAAAACUUGACAGCCACACCUGCAUCUUGUUCGGUGAAAGAUGUUUUCAACAAUAGUCUGGAUGAUUACGUGGGCGGUGUUUCCUGUACCGUACGGGGCGUGCCAUGUCAGAGGUGGGAUAGCGACACACCUCAUGUACCUCAUUUCUACCGCGGUCGGAGUGAUCUCGGAAAUAGAUGUAAACUGUACAGCGAGCAGCGCCCCUGGUGUUAUACAACUGAUCCGAAAAUGAGAUGGGACUACUGUCCCGUGGAAGACAUUGAUUGCGGAACCCCGCCAACUAUUUUGACACCGCCUACCAUGACAGGAACUGGGAUCUACACAGAAAGGCCAUAUCGAGGCUCAAUCGCACUGGCAUGGUACCGAUGUGCAUCCUUGGUAACAGCAGAACCCCUGCAGCAUUGCCCCUUGACACGCUGCGACGGAGACCUUACAUGGUCGCAAGCAAACAUUUCCUGUUCUUGUAAUGAUUGCUAUGACGUCAAAGAUCAGAUCUACCAUGGUCGAGUAUCCUGUACACAGACAGACAUUGCCUGUCAGCGAUGGGACAGUCAAACCCCACACCACCAUUCGAUACUGAAAGGUCGCAGUGACCUUGAGAACUGGUGUCAGCUGGCUGAUGGAGAGGCGAGGCCCUGGUGUUAUACUGUUUCAUCAUAUAAAAGAUGGGACUACUGUCCUGUUGUGGAAUGUUCGUGA